GAUAAAGGAUGCGUGAGCAAGCUUUCCAUAUGUCAGGGUCUUGGUCCCGAUGUGGCCGGCAGCCUGGCUCUUGCUGCAUUCAGGACAACCAGGAGAGCGGCAGAGUGCAGGGAGGGUCUCCGAUCAGAGGUCCCACUGACCUAGAAGUAAUAGCCUGCAUGCUCUGCCUGCCACCUCGAUGCCGAUUGUAUUGACAGGCUUAAUUGCUCGUUUCACAGCAGAGGACCUGCACUUCUCAGCUCCUGGUAGGAGAGAGGAAGGCGAACGGAGAGGGCGCAGGUGUGCCGUUCGGCCUGAAGGAGGACGGCACAGGUCGAUAAAUGUUGCAAGUGGGUGUGCAGCAACACCUUGUAGGAAGCCCUUUGGCUUUUUUUUUUUUUGCUACAGGGGGUUCACCACCAAGCAGAGCAGCAAUGCAGGAGUUCUGUACCAUCUCCAGAACUUAGCCCACCUACGUGACCCCCUACAUCCAUCUGCUGCAUGGGGUGGGAGGUGGCUUGAGUCCUGGAGAAUCCUACUUUUCGGCGCCCUCAACGUGAUCUGCACCGUCUGCCUCCUGAUGUGGUGCAACUCCACCAACAGCAUGGCCUUAACUGCAUACACCUACCUCACCAUCUUUGAUCUCUUUAGCUUGAUUACUUGUCUCAUUAGCUCCUGGGUCACCAUGAAGAAACCCAGCCCAGCCUACUCUUUUGGGUUCGAGCGAUUUGAGGUACUGGCGGUCUUUGCCUCCACGGUGCUCGUCCAACUUGGAGCGCUCUUCAUCCUCAAGGAAAGCGUGGAGCGAUUCAUGGAGCAGCCAGAGGUGCACACGGGUCGUCUGUUGGUAGGAACAUUUGUGGCGCUCUUCUUUAACCUGCUCACCCUGCUGUCUGUGAAGAACAAGCCCUUUGUUUACGUCUCUGAAGCUGCCAGCACCAGUUGGCUUCAGGAGCACGUUGCAGACUUGAGUCGAAGCCUCUGCGGGAUCAUCCCGGGCCUCAGCAGUGUGCUUCUGCCUCGGAUGAACCCGUUCGUCCUGAUCAACCUCGCCGGGGCCCUGUCGCUCUGCAUCACCUACAUGCUCAUCGAAAUCAACAAUUACAAUGCCGUUGACACUGCUUCUGCGGUCGCUAUUGCCCUGAUGACCUUUGGGACCAUGUACCCGAUGAGCGUCUACAGCGGAAAGGUGCUGCUUCAGACCACACCUUCCCAUGUCAUCGGCCAGCUAGAUAAACUGCUCAGAGAGGUGUCCACUCUUGACGGCGUCCUGGAGGUCCGGAACGAACACUUCUGGACCGUUGGAUUUGGCUCUCUGGCCGGCUCAGUCCACGUCCGCAUUCGCAGGGACGCCAACGAGCAGAUGGUGCUCGCUCAUGUGACCAACCGCCUCUGCACCCUGGUCUCUACUCUGACGGUUCAGAUUUUCAAGGAUGACUGGAUCCGGCCAUCCCUGAUGACGGGCAGCCUACCGAUGGGCAUGCUUGGCCCAUCGGACUACAGCGGCCCGCCCCCAGCCCCCAAGCCCUUGGACGCACUAGACCCGCUCACCUCCACUCCAGCCAAAGCCAGCAGCCCGCCCCCUGAGUUCUCCUUCAACACACCGGGGAGGAAUGUGGCCCCAGUGCUGCUGUCCAGCACACAGCCCCAACGGUCUUACGGCGCAGGCUUUGCUUACGGUGCUGCCCCGUACAACAGCAUGUUUAGUCAUGGCUUGACCAGACCAGGCUCCGGACUUGGUGUAGGUAUCGGCCUAGGAGCAGGUGCGGGCAUGGCCUCCACCCAAAAUUUCAGAACUGCCUUCAGUGCAGCACCACACAGAUACGGCUCAAACGUCAACCCCACACAAUUUGGGCUGUACAAACCCUGACGUGGGAAAUACUGUAGGACAAGCAGAGUUGAAGAAGAAGAUGAAUGAGAAUCUACGGUAGUAUUUAUUUUGACGGGACCAAGACUUUGAUUUUAUCCAUUAAAGGUUUUUCUACCUUUUUGUUAUUUGAAAACAAAUGUUGGAACUUUUUUCACUGCAGGUGGAUUGCGGUGCAGGAUGCAUUACAUUUUGUACUGUUCUGCUUGACAAAAAUAUUUCUCCAGAUAUAGAACAUACAGUAUUUAGAUCUUUACAGUGCUGGCCUGGUUAUAGUGUGGUAAAAGGGAAAGCCAAUACAACUGUCAUUUACUUAAAAUAUUCCUUUCAUAUUGUUGCCAUGAGUAGAAAAUGUAAAACUGAACAUUAAAAUACUGGUUGGCGUCAACUUUCUAAGUUGCUUGCUGUCAAAAAUUGCCUGUUUUGUAAUUUUGCAUUACAGUACUGUGGCUAAGGAGCAGCACAUCUUAAAAGUAGAAUUAUUUUUUAAAAUUCUAAAUUUAUGAAUGUCACACCUGGAUCAUGCAUUAACUGGACUGUUAGUCUCGUUUAGUGUCAAUGUGGUUAUCGAUAUGAGGUCAGAAAACAAAACUUUACAGUGAAUUAUAUCUAUAUUAUCAUAAAAGGGGAUUCAUUGAGUGCUUUAAGACUUUUUAUGAUCAGCAUCAGUUUAUGGAAGCAAAUCAUGCUGAAGAGGCAUGCUCUACAGUACAAAACUGCCAAAUAUAAAUGGGAGUGUUGGACUUUCUCCGAAUGCAGAAAUCAGAACUGUAACACAAGGUUACGAUUUGUGUGGGGUUUGAUUGCUCUUUUGAAUUAUACGGUUAAAUUGUUUGCAAUACAUGCUUGACUAUCUGAGCCAUCUCUGGAAAUGUGGAAACACUUUCUUCAACUGUCUCCUCUGUUUGGCCCUAGUGUUUCCUCCCCUCGAAGCUUCAGUGUCUCCAGCUGACUUCAAAUCCUUGUUCAGUUAAAAUGCAGGACAUCCUUGGGAAUACCUUAAGACAAAAUGAAACGUGCUAUAUGCUUUAUAAUAAAGAGUAUAAUAUAGUGUUAAGUGAAUUCUUUGUUUUCUCUGUCAGGCAAAAAAAUAUUUUGUUCUGUGUCCUAAACGGGGACUUUAUCUUACAAAUUAUUAAGAGACCACCAUUAUUAGAUUCACAUUCCACUCGUUUUAUUAUAUUGUCUUAAACUGGUCUCCGCUUGUCUUUUCUCUGGCCUUUUUGAUC
This is a messenger RNA of Scleropages formosus (Asian bonytongue), 3075 nucleotides long. RefSeq names its product solute carrier family 30 member 6 (gene slc30a6). The transcript is spliced from 13 exons. NCBI's taxonomy places the organism in Eukaryota, Metazoa, Chordata, Actinopteri, Osteoglossiformes, Osteoglossidae. Gene Ontology annotation, molecular function: monoatomic cation transmembrane transporter activity. Gene Ontology annotation, biological process: zinc ion transport; transmembrane transport. Bases 179 to 1849 code for a protein of 556 amino acids. The record is from RefSeq and is a predicted model, not a curated record. Gene Ontology annotation, cellular component: Golgi apparatus; membrane.